CUUCAGCUUUAUUAUAUUAUUAUAGAUUAAAAACGCUAGUAGCAGCAAUGGCUGCACCAUUUUGGUUAAUCUAAAGUGCCGAGUACUUAUUGAAUAAUUUAUGCAUUUCUUUGUGGGUCUUAAACAGCUUUUACAUGAUUUUCCAAUAAUGUACUUGGCCCAGUUGCAGGCAUUGGCUGCGUUGGUCACAUGCUGUUUGGGUUACACUCAUGUGGAGAAAUUUAUGACUAUGUUAAAUCAAUUAACAGACGACAUGGUGCUUAUAUAUACAAAGGAGUACAUUGAUAAUUUAAAAUCUGAUCCUGAAAGAUACUUUAAACUGGGUAUCGGAACAACUGUUGUUUACAUAAUUAUAUGUUUUGUAUUCCUUUAUGGAGCUUAUAUGUGCAACAACAUGCUUAUGAUCCCGUACAUACUAAUCGAGUUGGUGCGCUUGAUAAUGUUGUCUAUAAUUGUGGCUACGGCACUGUUAGUGCUCAAACAAAACACAAUGGAUAUUGGACUGCUCAUCGGGGCUAGCGUGGCAGCAGGAUUUUUCCUUUUAAGCGAGUUCUACUUAUGGGUGUGUGCAGCAAAUUUGCCCAUACUGGUGAAUGAAAUCGAGCACGACGAACAAGCAGCUACGAUUGUGAAGCUGCAACAACUCUUACGUACAAAUAAUCCGAACGCCUUUACUCGUAACGUAGAUAGUUUACCCCUUGUCACAGACUUCGUUCCUGAUGCCCCACGAAAUGAUGUUUUCAUUAUACCAAAAAAUACAAACGGUGAUAUUGAUAAAUUUAAAAGACGUGAAAAGGCUCCUGAUCCCUAUAUUAAUACUUAUUUUAUGGGGCGCUAAGUACAUUUGAUAAUUGACUUGUAAUUGUAUU
Molecule: messenger RNA, 869 nt
Organism: Amyelois transitella
Lineage: Eukaryota; Metazoa; Arthropoda; Insecta; Lepidoptera; Pyralidae
Exons: 4
Coding region: 101-838 (245 amino acids)
Source: RefSeq, a predicted model, not a curated record